UCGACCAAACUGUAACGACCGGCCCGAGUUUGACGUGCAUGUCUCAUAAUAUAAGAAUUAUUUAGUGGUAUCUAGGUAUACAGUAUAAAACCACGCGUAUACCUACGCACGCCUCACGUGUGUAUAGACGGCGGCAUAAUAUCGAGAUUUAUAACCAGUUUGCAGCAGCUAGCCGGGUUCACUGGACACGGUAUUAGGUAGGUAGGUACUAGGUAGGUACGAACUAACCACGCGCGUGAUACCGGGUAACAACAUCGCGUGCAACAUUUUUAAGGUAAUAUUAUACAGCCGCCCAGCUACACGCAGUCGCAUCAUCAUCAGCCCGACGACCGGACGCAGUGGUUUUCAUCAUCUGACGACGGAGAGCGGUAUUGUUUUUUAAUGAUAAUAAUUUAUCGUAUCGUGCGUGUGAAUUUUCACUGAAACUGCCUAUCGUCUGGGAUCACGAUCUUCAUUUGUUGCGUCCUCUCGCUUCGGGUCCUACUACUGCUGUGGCUGCAUGGAACGAUUCCAACACCACCACCAAAAACCACAAUAAUAUCAAAAGCGUCACACAGCGAUGAACGGAGACGCGAAUAACGACGUACCGGCGACGAAGACAGAUCGUCUCGCGAUGGAACCGCCGAAGAGUGGCGGCGACAAGGAACCGCUGCGCCAAAUGCUGUUACGGAACAUAACCGUCGAACCGAUGUUGUUCCCGUACCUGAUAGCGUCUAUACUGGUCAUACUGGCCAACCAGAACCUCAACAUCCAGAAGGCGUGCCGGGUGGACCUGAAACUGAGUACGGAAGUGUGCGACGACCUGGAGAACAAGGACAAGAACUCCAGCAUGCUCACCGACAGCGAGAUCACCGUGCAGAAGCUGGUCGCGGAUAUGCUCAUCUGGCAGACGAUAUUGCAGAGCAGCGUGCCCGCCGUCUUCGUGCUGUUCCUGGGCUCGUGGAGCGACCGGAACCGUUUACGGCGGCCGUGCAUGCUGCUGCCCGUCUACGGAGAGGUGGUCAGGAACUUGGGCCUGCUGGUGUGCGUCUACUUCUUCGACGAACUGCCCAUGAACUUGACGGGCCUGUGGCAGUCGCUGCCGAUCGCGGUCACCGGUUACUGGACGGUCAUGUACAUGGCCGUGUUCUCGUACGUGGGCGACCACAGCACGGAACAAAAUAAAACCUUAAGAGUUGGUCUUGUAAACGCAACAAUGGCCUUAUGUCUUCCUAUAGGCACUGGUUUGUCAGGUAUAUUAUAUCGUGAACUUGGAUUCACAGGAGUAUACAUCAUAGCUUUGAUACUCUGUUGCAUCAGCAUUUGGAUGGCUCACAUUUUUGUUCACGAUACAAAACAAAUAAAAUUCAAUUCGGGUAAGAAAAACGAAAGGUCUUAUUGGAAUCGUAUCAAGUUCUUUUUCAGUUUGAAUCACAUAAUUGAUGCGUUCAAAGUGACAUUCAAAAAGGAAAAAAACAAUAGAAGAAUGAAAGUUAUCGCUCUGACGUUGCUCAUAACUGGAAUCAUGGGUCCAUUGCAAGGUGACAAAGGCGUUGCGUAUUUGUUUACUCGAGUCAAGUUUAAUUGGAAUGAAGUGCAAUUCAGCGUGUACUCAACCACCACGAUGUGCAUCAAUCUUGUGGGAACAUUUGUUGUUCUCGGGGUCGUGGUCAGGAAGUUUGGCGUAGACGACGCGUUGAUUGGUACUGUGGCCACUACUGGAAAAUUGAUAUCGCAAUUCAUAUUCGCAUUCGCCAAUAGUGUAGUCGUGUUCUAUUCAGGGGCGCUUGUGAACUGCUUACAAGGACCGGCCAUUAUUUCCAUGAAAUCGAUCGUAAACAAAAUAAUUCCGGCCCAAGAACUCGGCCAAGUGAGCGCAGUCACAGGCAUUGGGGAAAAUGUUAUACCCAUUUUGUGUGGUCCAUUGUAUAGCUACGUGUACGAAUCCACAGUGGACUUCUUCCCUAGCGCUUAUUUCUUAGUCACUGCGGCCAUAACGGUCCCGACCAUUUUUCUCUAUCUGUGGCUCUAUCUGCAGCACCGAAAGGAAACCAGAGAAUCGUACCAAGAAUUACCCCAAACGGAUAUUUUGAAAGACCCAAAUGGUACUAAAUAUGGUGCGAUAAAAUAAAAACAGUUGAUUGUAUUGCUUAUGGAUGGGGUGAAAAGUGUUGAGAGUCAUCAGUAAUAAUAACUAAUAAUAGUAAUUGGUAGGUACUUACCUAUCCGAGAUAAAUACUAUUCGUCAACGCGAUACGGCUGUUUUGUCAUUCCAUCCCUAUAACUCAACAAAAGUUCCUACCGAUCUGUUGACUGUAUAUAACAUCAUAAUAUAUAGGUACAAAUGUACACUUUAUUAAUAAUAUAAGUGCCAAGAUCGAGUAUUAUAACAUUAUUAUAUGUAAUUCAAUCAUGUCGAUUCGGUUAUAAUAUUCAGUGUCUUUUAACUGUAAUAUUUUUUGUAAAAUUACGGGGGCCUGUUAAUCUAAUAUGAUACCAUUGGUUAAGUACACAUAUUAUGUGAACUUAAUCAAUGAUAUUACCAUACAUGUUGGGGGUUCGUAAUAUAUCAUAUUAUAUACCUAUUCAUAUUUUUUAUCAAUGCGGGUACCUACCUAAACUAACAUGUACCUAUGGUUAAUGGUUGUAAAUAAUUAUUAUAGUGUGUCAUUUAAUGUAGUAAUCAUGAAGACUAGAAUAUUCUAGUCUUCAUGGUAGUAAUUUAAUAUAGCUGAUUGGUAUAUUUGUA
Messenger RNA from Myzus persicae (green peach aphid), 2728 nucleotides. Its product is annotated as hippocampus abundant transcript 1 protein-like. Gene Ontology annotation, biological process: transmembrane transport. The record is from RefSeq and is a predicted model, not a curated record. Gene Ontology annotation, molecular function: transmembrane transporter activity. The coding region runs from base 560 to 2110 and encodes 516 amino acids. Gene Ontology annotation, cellular component: membrane. The transcript has 8 exons. NCBI's taxonomy places the organism in Eukaryota, Metazoa, Arthropoda, Insecta, Hemiptera, Aphididae.